Molecule: messenger RNA, 837 nt
Organism: Acanthosepion pharaonis
Lineage: Eukaryota; Metazoa; Mollusca; Cephalopoda; Sepiida; Sepiidae
Source: the annotation of a GenBank genome assembly
AUGAGUAUCGACUUGAGGCGACUGUUCAAACUCCUCCAAGAUCUUGUAGAUAUUAAUAGUAUCUAUAUACUCUCCGUUCAUACAUUGUGUUUGUUCAAUUUGAACCGGGAAGUUGUUUUCGUAUUUCUGAACGUGUUGUUCAGUCCCUCUUUCUUCUUCUUCGACUUCAAAACCUUCUUGUUCUUCUUCUCCUUGAUUUUCUUCUUCUUCUUCUUCCUCUUCUCCCUCAAAACCUUCGGAUUAUGUGCUCUCUCUCUCUCUCUCUCUCUCUCUCUCUAUCUAUCUAUCUCUCUCUCUCUCUAUCUCCCCCAGAAACUGAGUCAGCAUUUCUACUCGAGAAACAGUCGCAAUUGCAACAGCAAUGAAUGGGGUCCGGUGUUGGUAUCGCAACGGGGCCUGGCCCGACGUCUGGAGUGUAUGUACAAAGUCGGGGACUGUGCAAGUUUAUCAAGGACUUUUAGUGCCGAAGAUUUACGGACUUUAGCAAAUUUAACCCUUGAUUUCAACCCCAUCCACUUGGACCCUCAAUAUGCUAAAAAUACUCGUUACCGAAAAUGUAUUGUGCACGGUGUAUUGAUAAACGGUUUGAUAUCUGCUGUUUUUGCCACGCAUUUACCAGGACCAGGGGCUGUUUACCUCUCCAGUAAAUUGGUUUUCCCAAAUCCAUUAUUUGUUGAUGAGCCUGUAACAGCUGAAAUAGCAGUGACUGAUGUAAAGGGAAUGGCUAUCACUUGUGCAACGCUGGCAACUGCAACUGACCGUAACCAGAUUGUGUUGAAAGGAGAAGCGCAAGUUCUUGUACCCAAAUCCAAAAUGAAGAUUGUUGAUGUUUUAUGA